GUCAGCAGUCUUAUUUUGCAUGUGGAAGAAGCUCAUACGCUCCCAGUAAAGCAUUUUACUAAUCCGUAUUGCAACAUCUACCUGAACAGUGUCCAGGUAGCAAAAACACACAUCAGGGAAGGGCAGAACCCUGUGUGGUCAGAAGAAUUUGUCUUUGAUGAUCUUUCAUCUGAUAUUAAUAGAUUUGAGAUAAGUCUUAGUAACAAAACAAAGAAAAGUAAAGAUCCAGAUAUAUUGUUUAUGCGUUGCCAAUUAAGCCGAUUACAAAAAGGACAUGCAACAGAUGAGUGGUUUCAACUCAGUUCCCAUGUACCAUUAAAGGGUAUUGAGCCAGGAUCUUUGCGUGUUCGAGCACGAUAUUCUAUGGAGAAGAUCAUGCCAGAAGAGGAGUACAGUGAAUUUAAAGAGCUUAUACUCCAGAAAGAACUUCAUGUAGUCUAUGCCUUAUCACAUGUUUGUGGACAGGAUAGAACACUGCUGGCUGGCAUUUUAUUGAAGAUUUUUCUUCAUGAAAAGCUUGAGUCCUUGUUAUUACGGACGUUAAAUGACAGGGAGAUAAGCAUGGAAGAUGAAGCUACUACCUUGUUUCGUGCCACCACUUUAGCAAGUACACUUAUGGAGCAGUAUAUGAAAGCCACAGCAACAAGUUUUGUUCACCAUGCACUGAAAGACUCUAUAUUAAAGAUAAUGGAGAGCAAGCAGUCCUGUGAGUUAAAUCCCUCAAAGUUAGAAAAAAACGAAGAUGUAAACACUAAUUUGGCACAUUUACUCAGUAUACUUUCAGAAUUGGUGGAGAAAAUAUUCAUGGCUGCAGAGAUACUGCCUCCGACAUUGAGGUAUAUAUAUGGGUGCCUACAGAAGUCCGUUCAAAACAAGUGGCCAGCUAAUACCACCAUGAGAACCAGAGUUGUUAGUGGCUUCGUUUUUCUUCGACUGAUUUGUCCUGCUAUCCUGAACCCAAGGAUGUUUAAUAUCAUCUCAG
Pelecanus crispus (Dalmatian pelican) is the source of this 982-nucleotide messenger RNA. Lineage: Eukaryota; Metazoa; Chordata; Aves; Pelecaniformes; Pelecanidae. The record is from RefSeq and is a predicted model, not a curated record.